CAAUCCACAUACAGUACCCAGUCUCAGUCACACAACUUGCAUUUCGAAAUGGCAUUCAAGUUCAUCGCCCUCUUCGCUCUUAUCGCCGCCGCCAACGCCGGCAUCCUGCCCGCCACCCAGGUGUACCAUGCAGCCCCCGCUGUGGCCACCUAUGCUGCCCCCGCAGCAGUGGCUCACUAUGCCGCUCCAGCUGUGGUGAAGACCAUUGCCCAGCCGGUGCUCGCCAAGGCUGCUGAGGAAUACGACCCCCAUCCCCAGUACAAAUACGCCUACGAUGUGCAGGAUUCUCUCUCUGGUGACUCCAAGAGCCAGGUCGAGGAGCGCGAUGGUGAUGUGGUCCGCGGCGAAUACUCCCUGAUCGAUGCUGAUGGCUUCAAGCGCACAGUCCAAUACACUGCCGAUCCCAUCAACGGUUUCAACGCCGUCGUCAACCGCGAACCCUUGGUCAAGGCUGUGGCCGUGGCUCCAGUUGUCAAGACCAUUGCUCCAGCUGUCGCCCACUAUGCUGCCCCCGCCCCAGUUGCCCACUAUGCUGCUCCCGCCGCAGUGGCCCACUACGCUGCCCCAGCUGUGGUCAAGACUGUGGCUCCAGUUGCUCACUAUGCUGCUCCCGCUGUGGCUCACUAUGCUGCUCCCGCUGUCGUCAAGACUGUGGCUCCAGUGGCCCAUUAUGCUGCCCCAGCUGCCUAUGCCACCUACCACCACUAAGCAAUGCCAUUUUGCUAGACGUGUCGACUGAAUCUGAUGAUCAAUGAAUUUAGCCUAAUUUUUGUUGCCAAUUUUAAAAUAAAACUCAC
Messenger RNA from Drosophila willistoni, 797 nucleotides. RefSeq names its product larval cuticle protein A3A. The transcript is spliced from 2 exons. Gene Ontology annotation, cellular component: extracellular matrix. The record is from RefSeq and is a predicted model, not a curated record. Lineage: Eukaryota; Metazoa; Arthropoda; Insecta; Diptera; Drosophilidae. Bases 49 to 708 code for a protein of 219 amino acids.